Seminavis robusta is the source of this 528-nucleotide messenger RNA. Lineage: Eukaryota; Bacillariophyta; Bacillariophyceae; Naviculales; Naviculaceae. The record is from the annotation of a GenBank genome assembly.
AUGACACCUCAUCUUCUUCUGACUUCGCCUUUAUACCCGUACCACGAACAACAAUACCCCAAAAUGACCUCUGCUUUCGUGCCCGUCGCUCCCUCCCAGCCCAGACCUCAAGGUCGUCGUCGUUAUGAUGCAACAGAUAUCGCUCUCCUGAUUGAAUUCUCUACAAUGUGGAUGGAGACUGAAGACGCUGUUGCAGCAGCCAACAUGAAUCAUUCGGAUCCUCCUGUCACCAUCACGUCUGCUCCCGCUGCUGAGGUUCCCACGCCCUUGCAACAGGAAUCACAAGGAGCACCCGCUACUACUGAAGCACCAGAAGUGGUAGAUUUGACAAUGUCAGAUCCGAUCAUCAUGGCUGAUCAAUUUCAAGACAAUGCCAGUGUCGUCAGUGUGGAAAGUUUUGAAUGCCAAGAUAUGGAAACAGAACAGUCUGCUCCUGUUAAAGGCGACACGAAUCAAAGAGAGACCUUCCUCAGCACUUGCUGGGAGAUUGACUCAUUCAUGGACACUGUCCAAGUGGGCCUCGCAUAA